AUGCCAGGCUCUGUCCUCUCUCCAGGAGCAACAUCACUGAUGUGUGUGACAUGCCACCUCCGCACAGAGUCAGACCACUGCAGAAGGGGCUUCGGUGUUUGCGUUGCGCAGAAGCAUGAAACAUGCAUGAGCAUGAGGGUCUACUCCAAUGGCACUCUCCUGAUGUCAUACAUGGUAUGUCAGAGAUUCUGCAAGAAUUUGACAUACAACGCCAACAAUCGAAGUUAUGUUCAUAAAUGUUGCAACUAUGAUUACUGUAACUUCAGACUCUAA
Molecule: messenger RNA, 273 nt
Organism: Acomys russatus (golden spiny mouse)
Lineage: Eukaryota; Metazoa; Chordata; Mammalia; Rodentia; Muridae
Gene: Pate3
Product: prostate and testis expressed 3
Exons: 2
Coding region: 1-273 (90 amino acids)
Source: RefSeq, a predicted model, not a curated record